CAUAGAUUGUCUCUGGUUGUCUUGUCUGUCGUCUCAUGGUCGUCACGUCAGUGUCGGUCGUCCAUUGUUUGUUCUUUGAUUUGCUUGCGCUGAUUUUUGUGUUGUGAGUUUAGGUAGGGUUGUACGGGUAGACAUUUUUGGAGGUCGUGUGGAUAUUUGAGCUACCAUUUCGCGAAAACGAUUACCGUUGGCAUUAUGAACGAGUUGAAGUCCCUGGAACACGCUACUUUGAAGGUGCCGUAUGAGGUAUUCAACAAGCGUUACCGCAAUGCUCAGAGGGUGUUGGACCUUGAAGCUCGGCAGGUAGCGAGUGCCGGGUGUGAAUUAGACACAGCCAGUAGGAAGCAGCCGGUGACAACCGGAGAGAUUGAUACACUACUGGGUGGUAUGGUGGAGCGGCUGACGACCAUGAAACGCAAAGCCUCCGAAGCCAUAAACGAGGAGUUGCAAGCGGCCAUGGUGUGCAAGAAGCGGCUGGAGCACUUGAAGGAGCACGCUGGAGUUUUGACUGAAUCAUGCACGCCUCAGUCCAGGACGGCUAUCAACCAAUGGCGUAGAACCCGUUUAGACCGCAUGCUAGUGGACUAUUUCCUGAGGAAUGGGUAUUACGAAUCAGCCAAUAAGUUGGCAGACGCCAGGGCGUUGAGGGAUCUCACAAAUGUUGACAUAUACUCCGCGGCGGCCGAGGUUGAAGCGGAAUUGUUGCAGCAACGCACGGCUCGGUGUCUGCAAUGGUGCGCUGAUAACAAGUCCAAACUGCGCAAACUCAACUCCACCAUGGAGUUCAAGUGUAGGAUACAGGAGUUUAUAGAACUCGUCCGCGCCGACAAGCGGCUGGAGGCGGUCCGCUACGCAAAGAAACAUUUCUCCACCUACGAAGAGGGACAAUUACAGGACAUUCAGCAUUGUAUGGGCAUGCUCGCUUUCCCAAAGGAUACCGACGUGGAGCCGUACCGCUCGCUGCUGCGGCCUAUGCGCUGGGCGGCGCUGACGCGGCAGUUCCGCGCCGAGCACGCGCGCCUGCUGCACCCGCAGCGGCUGCCCGCGCUGCCCGUGGCGCUGCAGCUGGGGCUGGCCGCGCUCAACACGCCUCAGUGCUACUCGGAGAGCACCAAAGUGUCCGCGUGUCCCGCUUGCCAGCCGCCGCUCAACGCGCUCGCUCGCUCGCUGCCGCACGCUCACUGCAGCCACUCGCGGCUGGUGUGCCGCAUCACGAACGAGCCGCUCAACGAGCACAAUCAGCCGAUGAUGCUGCCUAAUGGACAAGUGUACGGGGAAAAGGCAAUCAAGGAAAUGGUGAAACUUGGAUCCAUCGUGUGUCCGAAGACAAAGGAGGUGUUCUCUAUGAAAAGCGUCGAGAAAGUCUACGUUAUGUGAACUAAAUAUAUUGUAUACUUGUAUAUACUUGAUGUUGACAUAACUAUGCUUUUUUAACCGUUAAGAACAAUGUUCCUUUCAUGGUAUAUUUUUGAUAGUAAGAUAUUCAGUAUAUAAAAUUAAGAACAAAAAUAUGGCGUGACUGGAGCAUUUGUCAUUUUAAAUUUUUUUAUAAGGCAUUUUAAAUUGCGCUGACUAUUUGUAAGCCAUCGACUAGUUUACGUUCAUGCCAAAUUGAUUGUAAAGAGAUCGUCAGAGAGAAGGUUUAAACAGUUUAAAAAUUUCCAUGAAAUAUAAGAUGGGUUUUUGUCAGAUGUAAAUAAUAUUAAAAAAAUAAUAAUUUGCACACAACAACAAGUAACUAAUUAUUCAAAAACAGACAAGAAGUCUUUGAGAACACCGCGAAGAUUAUAGAAUUCUCCUUGGGACACAAGCCUUUGAUUGGAACCCGCCAGGGUAAACAUUGAAAGUACCCGCUAUAAAGGCUCCUAUACACCAGGGCAAUAUUGUGCGGAAUUGCGGCAACACUGGUAUAUAUACUGAAUAUUUGCGAAUUGAAACAAUAUUUUAUUUAUUACGAACUAUUUAUAUGGUAUAUAAUAUUCUUCUAUUAUCUGUUUAAAUGCUUUUUUUUACCUUUCCUUAUAAAUGUUUCUGAAUAGCCUCCGACAAAUGGUCCAUAUUGGGCACCAAAAAUAUGAAUGGCAUAAUAUGAAGACUGCAUAACGUGUUUUAGCAUAAUCAUCAUUUCGCAUAAAGUUUUUUAUAUGAUUGCGAAAUUAUGAGAAAAAAUGUUAUGCGAAGUUUUAUAGUCAAGCCGUGUGGAUUCUGAUCCGUAAUUGCCUUUUUGGUUGGUGACUUUGUGGACUCGGCUAUUUUCUAGGAACAGUGUUGCCUUACAUAAGCUAACGCAUGCAAAAACUAUUUUUCGCCACUACCGUACCUGGGAUGCCGUAACGGAGCCUUUACAAAAAGGAGCGCCACAUUUAGUGAAUCAAUCAAAGGUGAUUUCACAUGUUUACAUCUGUGGCGACAUCUCUACGCCACUCGUCACAACAUCCAAUCAAACAACUACUGUCAAUCAUCGCGAAGAACUUCCAACGUCAAACUAGAAUGGUGGCAAAAGUGUUUAUACUUGGAAGGAAAGAGGUAUUGCAAUAUAUUUGACCUGCUUUGGCUAAUUAAUAUCACAGGAGCUUGUAUAUAAUCUAAAAUAAAAAUUACUUUUCGAAUGACAUAUCCUCUGGUAAUUGGUGUAAAAGAGAAUUAAAAAAAAAAACAAUUUUGGAUUUUGUGAAUAUGGCUUCAGUCAGUGAAGCAUUGUGAUUGAUAUACUAUUUGCAUUUACACGUGCAGUUGGUUUCUUAUUAUUGCAAAGUUAGUUUUAUUGUAAUAAAGUUUUAAUUUCUCAAAUUUUCUACAAAAAGAAAUUAUUGAAACGCAAUGCUCAUUUGAAAAGAUUAUUUUGAAUAUUUUUAUAAAGUUAUUACAAAAAAUUGAGCCUGGGCAUAUAAAUUUAUCGUUGCUGUGGUGUUGCCAUAAAAAAAGAAUGUAAAAUUUAAGGAAUGUUGCAUGUUUUGUGAUUUAGGUAAGUGUUUGUACGACAAUACCAGGAUUGUCAUCGAAUCAUGUUGAGUAUCUUUCGUAUGAAAAUACUUACGUUUUUCGCACAUAAUAUACUUUAAACGCUGCAUGUUAGUUGGAAUAAGUACUCUUUGUAUCAUAAAAUAAUAAUGUUACUUUGGAGAAUAAACGCAAGUUAUAAAAAUGUAA
Messenger RNA from Amyelois transitella, 3150 nucleotides. It is a transcript of the gene Kaz, whose product is annotated as E3 ubiquitin-protein transferase MAEA. Gene Ontology annotation, cellular component: nucleus; cytoplasm; GID complex. The transcript is spliced from 10 exons. Gene Ontology annotation, biological process: proteasome-mediated ubiquitin-dependent protein catabolic process. The coding region runs from base 196 to 1377 and encodes 393 amino acids. The record is from RefSeq and is a predicted model, not a curated record. Lineage: Eukaryota; Metazoa; Arthropoda; Insecta; Lepidoptera; Pyralidae. Gene Ontology annotation, molecular function: protein binding; ubiquitin protein ligase activity.